This is a messenger RNA of Ixodes scapularis (black-legged tick), 2173 nucleotides long. Its product is annotated as kynureninase. Bases 299 to 1723 code for a protein of 474 amino acids. The record is from RefSeq and is a predicted model, not a curated record. Lineage: Eukaryota; Metazoa; Arthropoda; Arachnida; Ixodida; Ixodidae. Gene Ontology annotation, molecular function: pyridoxal phosphate binding; kynureninase activity. Gene Ontology annotation, biological process: NAD+ biosynthetic process. The transcript has 13 exons. Gene Ontology annotation, cellular component: cytoplasm.
GAAUGAGGCACUAACUGGCUCGCUUCCCUCGGUCCUCGAACGAGCUGCGGCUUUAUCGUCGAGCCCGGAGUCGUCGCGCAGACGCCCGACGCUUUAUUCACCGCGCGCUCACAAUAAAGCAAUUACACGCCGCUGUCAGAGAGAAGUCGCGACGCGCACGGACGUGACGGCGGUGCGAGCAGAGAUCGCUGCUGCGGCCGCCAGCGUUGGAGGUCAGAGGACGGCGUGCGGACUUUUUACCGUGCAAGCUCCCGGUUGACUUCCCGAGGCGUCCAGGCUGACCCACCGAAAAAGAGACAUGGCCUCGAAGCGCUCACCCAAGCAGGAACUGCUCGACAUGGCUGCGCACUUUGGCGUGCCGGUCAACAGCGCAGACUUCGCUCGCUGCCUGGACAGCGUUGACCCGCUGAGGAGUUACCGAGAUCGCUUCAGCAUGCCCAAGAUGGCCGACCUGGAUACAGUCGACCCGUCGUUCAUCAAGGAUCCGGAUCAGAGCUGCGUCUACCUCGUCGGACAUUCUCUGGGACUUAUGCCCAAGGCGACCGAGCUUCACGUGAACAAGAUCCUCAACAACUGGGCCACACUAGGUGCAGAAUCUCACUUCCACGGAUACUUACCAGGAGCCUCCAGCGAGCUGGCACCCAAACAGAUGAUGGCCGACGUAGUGGGAGCUCAGCCCGAGGAGAUCGUUUUCAUGAAUGGACUGACCGUGAACUUACACUUGUUGUUGCUGACAUACUACAAGCCUGCUGGCAAGCGGUGCAAGAUGGUCAUAGAGUCGGAUGCAUUUCCGUCCGAUAUGUAUGCAGCCCAGUCACAGGUCAGCUUUCAUGGCUUGGACGUGGAAUCAAACCUCAUCCUACUGAAACCCCGCAAGGGCGAGCACCUCCUGAGAGAAGAGGACAUCCUGGAACUGAUCGAGAACGAGGGAGACACGAUUGCCGUCCUGCUCCUUCCUGGCAUCCAGUACUACACGGGGCAGCGGUUCAAUGUCAAGCGACUCACUGACGCCGCACGAAGCAAGGGCUGCCUGGUUCUGUGGGACAUGGCUCACGCUGUCUGCAAUGUGGAACUCAAGCUCAACGAAUGGGGCGUCGACCUGGCUGUCUGGUGCACCUAUAAGUACAUGAACUCUGGUCCGGGGUCCAUGGGCGUUGCGUUUGUGAGCAACGCAUUCCGCGAGACCAACCCUCAACUCCCUGCUCUGAGGGGUUGGUGGGGCAACCACCCCAAGACCAAGUUCGUGAUGAGACCUCAAUUCGACCCGUGUCCGUCGGCCGAUGUGUUCAAGCUGUCCAACUCCUCGCCACUCCUAGUGGGUCCAAUCAUGGCGACACUGGAGAUGUUCAAGGAAAUCAAGGAGUCCGACAGACUGCGGAAGCAGUUCCUGCUCACGGGGUACCUGGAGUUCCUGCUGACGGAAGAGCUGGGAGCCAGCCAUGACAUCAGCGACUCCACGCGCCCUUUCCACAUCCUCUCCCCCGAUGAUCCGAGCCAGAGGGGGUCCCAACUCAGCAUCCACCUGGCUGCACAGCCGCAUAUCACGCACCAAGAGCUCCAGCGCAGGGGGGUCCUGUGUGACCUCCGGAUGCCCUCCGUCGUUCGGUUGGCUCCGGCGCCCCUCUACAACAGCUUCACGGAUGUCUUCCGGUGCAUCAACAUACUGAAGGAGAUCUGCAACCUCCACCUGACCCAGGGAAAGCAGUGUGCCAACGAACCCUAAGAGUUGCCGAUGCUCGCACUCUUCCAAGAAAUCCAACCAGAGAUCAGUAGGGAAAGGACGAGGAAUGACCACAUUUGUUCGCAUCCGAGCGUAUCUGAGACCAUUGUCACAACGAACCAUAAGUGGUGCUGUUGGCAGUAGAACUUGGAGAAUGUUUUUGAGAAUAAUUUGUAACGAAGAAACAAAAGUAUAUUUUUGUUCCUUUUAGAAUUUAGAGAAAGACACCUAUGCAAGCGUCGGGUGAAGUAAGACAAUAAAGCAAAAGAUCUGGUCUGUUUUGGAUUAAGCUUUUACCAGAAACGGAGACGUUGCUCCUUGGAAUGUGUAGCACCAACAAAGACUAGGACGAGCAUGCGGUAUUCUGCGAAGCAAUGUAGUAUCAACCGUUUCUUUAACUGUUUUAUUGCGACAUCAUUUAACAUUGCAAAUAAAAUCGGGAGUCCAAUGUGC